GCUCGCUAAUUGCACCUCAUAUGCGGCGGCUACAGCCACACCAAAUCCCCUCCCCGAUGCCCUGGCGUCAAUCAGAAGGUCUAGUUCCGCGACGGCGCAACAAAGAAAGGGUGGCAGACCCGGCGGAUCGGGCACCACUGGGCCAGAUUCAAGGUGAGCGUGACCGGAGGCCAAUAGCUUCCCCUUGGCCCCAGACCCGGCUCCAGUCUCAAUCUGGGGGGGGCCACCUGCGGGAUGAACGUGUAUCCAAUCGGUGCUGUGGCUUCACAGAGAGCUGCUUUUAGAAAUGCAGGAGCCGGCCAGUUCGGGAUUGAUAGGGCUGCCAAGCUGUUUCUUUUCGUUGGAUCAGCACCUCAGCCUCACCGUCAAAGACACGAGCUGCGGCGGGUCACCGGCAAGAUAUCGUUGGCCUCCGGGCUCUCAAAGG
Messenger RNA from Ilyonectria robusta, 427 nucleotides. RefSeq lists its product as uncharacterized. The record is from RefSeq and is a predicted model, not a curated record. NCBI's taxonomy places the organism in Eukaryota, Fungi, Ascomycota, Sordariomycetes, Hypocreales, Nectriaceae. The transcript has a single exon. The coding region runs from base 21 to 284 and encodes 87 amino acids.